AAAUUUCACAGGGCUGCUUUUCUCUGCAGCUUUUGCUUUCCAUUUGACUCCGAAGAGGGAAGCAGACAGAGCCCUGCAUCGGGGUGUCUCUUGUGCUUCGCGGGGAACGUCCUGCUCGCUCGGGUGGCCGAUGGAGUCUCUCUCAGCUCUGACGAAGGGCAUUGACAUUGAGUCAGACCCUAAGGGGUUUUUCAAUGCAGCGCUAAAGGUGCAUGAGAAAUUCAUGGAGCUUUUCAAGGAUGGAGGCCAGGCAGAGGCAGCCGCCAAAGCUCGGGAGGAUCUGGAGUCGCUGGAAAACACCAAGCUCAACAUUGCUGUCACAGGGGAGACGGGCUCUGGAAAAUCCUCCUUCAUCAAUGCCCUUCGCGGUUUGGGUGCUGAAGAUCAAGGCGCGGCCCAGACCGGGGUGAUAGAAACAACGACCGAGCCGAUGGCUUAUCCCCAUCCAAGCUACCCGAAUGUGAUCCUGUGGGACCUGCCGGGGAUCGGGGCGAUGGAUUUUCGACCAGAGAGUUACCUCCAGAAGGUGAAUUUCAGCCGCUAUGACUUCUUUGUCAUUGUUGCUUCGGAGCGGUUCCGAUCCAGCCACGCCGACCUGGCCCAGGAGAUCCAGAGGAUGGAGAAGAAGUUCUAUUUUGUGCGCUGCAAAGUGGAUGAAGACUUGGCCAAUGAAAGAAGGGCUCAUCCUCAAGCCUACGUCGAAGAGAAUGUUCUCCAGAGGAUCAGGGAGCACGCCAGGAAGUGCCUGAGAGACCAAGGAGCAAUCGACCCCCAGGUCUUUCUUCUCUCCAACUGGGACUUAGACCAGUAUGAUUUUCCCUUGCUGGAGGAGACUCUGGAGAAGGACCUCCCGCAUCUACAGAGACUUGUGUUCCUGCUCAGCCUCCCCAACUUCUCUCCGGAAAUCAUAGAGAAGAAGAAAUCUGCUCUGCGUGGACACUUAUGGAAAAUAUCCCUGGUGUCAGCUUUUAUCAAUGUCCUUCCCAUGAAAGGUGUCUCUCUUGCCUGUGAUGUUGGCCUCCUGUUGGUAUCCAUGAUCGCCUUCUAUAAACAAUUCAACCUUGACGAUGACUCCUUAGCUAAGCUGGCCAGGCAGGCUGGGAAGCCUGUCGCAGAGCUCAAGGCUGUUAUUGUCUCACCGCAAGGGGAAGAUCUCGUCCGAGAUGUAUUAAUGAAGAAGUUUGUCCAGGUUGGGUGCAGACUCACCCGCUCAGUCGAACAAUGCUUUGACUUCGUCCCAGUGAUUAGCACCCUGGCUGCAGCCGGGUUGUCCUUUGCCACGUCCUACUCCAUUCUGUCAAACUUCCUGGAGAAGGUGGCUGCGGAUGCACAAAGGGUUCGCAAGAAAGCUCUGGAGGAUAUGGCUGCUACAGAAGAGGUAUCAAGGAGCAUAUUUCAAGAUAUGGAUGUUAAACUCCCUGGUAUGUCCGAGAAGGAUCUUGAAGAGCUAAAGGCAGCUUUUGAAACAGGGAACCUUUCAGAAGCAGCUUCCAAAGCACAGGAAGCCCUGGAGCUGUCAAAAAACACCAAGCUUGACAUCGCCAUCACGGGGGAGUCGGGAUCUGGGAAAUCUUCCUUUGUCAACGCCAUGCUGGAGUUAGCCGACGAUGACGAAGGAGCGGCAGAGGUUGGCAUCACAGAAAAGACAAUGGAGCCAAUCGCUUAUCCACAUCCCACGCUUCCCAAUGUGAAGAUGUGGGACCUGCCUGGGAUUGGGACACCAAGUUUCCGGCCUGACUCCUACCUUCAGCAGGUCAGCUUUGCCCGCUAUGACUUCUUCAUCAUUGUCACUUCGAAGCGCUUCAGAUCUUGUGACGCAGACCUGGCCCAGGAGAUCCAGAAGAUGGGGAAGAAGUUCUACUUUGUGCGCUCCAAAGUGGAUGAGGACUUGAGAAAUGAAAGUAGAAAAAGAAACUACGACCGGGAGACCACCUUGCAGACAAUCCGAGACGACUGUGUGGAGAAGCUGAAGACAGCAGGGGUGAGUUCCCCACAGGUUUUCCUCAUUUCCAGGUGGGAAUUCGACCAGUACGAUUCGCCUCAACUGCAGGAAACUCUGGCCAAUGAACUGGACUCUCACAAGAGACACGUUUUCCUCUUGGCGCUUCCCAACAUCUCAGAGCCAAUCCUGGUUAAGAAAAAAGAAGCCCUGAAGAGCCAGAUCUGGAAACGAGCCCUGAAGUCGUGUGUUAUUGCAGCUGUUCCCAUCCCCCACCUCUCUGUCUCAUGUGACAUUGACAUCCUGGUGGAAUCUAUGAUCGAGUAUUGCAAAGUCUUUGGUUUGGAUGAAGAAUCCCUCGUUAAACUCUCCAAACAGGUCAGGAAACCAGUGUCUCAGCUGAAGGAAGUGAUAAAAACCCCGUUGGCCAAGGAAAUCUCUACAGAAAAUGCUUUGGAGCUGUUGAGUAAAGUUUUAGGUAGUGGAAUAGGGCCAUUAACCGACUGUCUUUUAACAUCAUGUAAACCUAAAUCAUCUAAGCCUACUCAUCUUGCCUGGGAGCAAGGGGACAAGGAGACGGGUCAUGCCAUGAUACAAAUUAAAAAGUACCUAAGCCUCAUACCAGUGUAUGGAACCUUCCUAGCUGCAGCGAUCUCGUGGCAAGUCACAUUCUGCACCCUGCAUUCCUUUCUGGAAGGCGUUGCUGAGGAUGCCCACCGGCUGCUCACCGAGGCUCUGGAGGUGGCAGAGAAAAAGUCCGUUUAGUGGCACCGGGGAGGAUGGCGUUGCAGUCAGAGUGUUGGAGUGUGACUCAGGAGACCUUGCUUUACCACAGCCUGACUGUGGGGCCUUCAUCGCAUCUCGUCUUCUCUGUGCCGUAGUUUCCCCUGCUUACAACACGGAAAGAAUAAUCCUUUGUCGACUUAGACUGUAAACUGGCUGGGGCAGAAACGGUGUCUCCCUGUGUGUCUGUGCAGCCCCCGGCGCAACGGGGCCCUGAUCUGGGUCGGGGUUGUCGAGAUGUGUUUGUUGAGGAUUAUAAUGAAGAGAUGCUCCCACAUAAUGGACUGUAUUAUGAAUGCAGGGAUUUAGUGAUGUGCCCUGGAAGCCCAGUAUAGCUGUGCACAGCAGGUCCCCACAGACAGAAACUCUCUCGUUUGUUUUAUUAAAAGUUGUAUUCCUGUGUCA
Molecule: messenger RNA, 3127 nt
Organism: Chelonia mydas (Green sea turtle)
Lineage: Eukaryota; Metazoa; Chordata; Testudines; Cheloniidae
Exons: 3
Coding region: 131-2704 (857 amino acids)
Cellular component (GO): membrane
Molecular function (GO): GTP binding; GTPase activity
Source: RefSeq, a predicted model, not a curated record